UCCGGUAUUGUAAGGAUGGGGGCUGUGGAUUGUCAUUGCCACCUUGCGGCGCCCGAGUUCCAAGAGGACAUUGAAGAUGUAUUGGAAGAAGCAAAGCAGGCAAAAGUUUUAGCCCUGGUUGUAGUUGCUGAACACUCAGGAGAAUUUGGAAGAAUUAUGCAACUUUCAGAAAGGCAUCCAGGAUUUGUCUUUUCAUGUCUGGGUGUGCAUCCAGUUCAAAGAACUCCAACAGGACAGGAGCGCAGUGUUACUUUAAAGGAUCUGGAUGAAGCAUUGCCACUCAUAGAACUCCAUAAAGACUGCUUGUUGGCCAUUGGAGAGGUUGGUCUGGAUUUCACUCCCAGAUUUGCCAGCACAGAUGAGCAGAAAGAAGAGCAAAGGCGAGUCUUGAUCAAGCAGAUUCAGCUGGCAAAGGAACUUCAUCUGCCUUUAAAUGUCCACUCCCGCUCAGCUGGAAGACCGACCAUUAACCUCUUAAAGGAGCAAGGUGCCGAAAGAGUGUUGCUUCAUGCGUUUGAUGGCAAGCCUUCAGUGGCCAUGGAAGGGGUGAAGGCUGGAUAUUUUUUCUCCAUUCCUCCUUCCAUUACAAGGAGUGAACAGGAGAAGCUUGUGAAACACCUUCCUCUAGAAAGCAUUUGCUUAGAAACAGACUCUCCUGCACUAGGUCCUGAAAAACAGGUGAGAAAUGAACCAAAGAAUAUCUUCUUUGCUGCGGAAUACAUUGCUAAAAUUAAAGGAAUUUCUCUGGAAGAAGUUAUAGAUGUGACAACACAAAAUGCACUGAAACUCUUCCCCAAACUGAAAAACUUUCUCUGCAAAUAGUUGAGGUGCUGCAAUCUAAAGCAGGCAAAUUCUUGUGAAAUGAUUCUGAUGUAGAACUAAGUUAUAACUUCAUAUGUUAUCUACUUUCAAGUAAUGAUCAGUCUGUCUGGAUUCUUCAAUGGAACAAUUUGUCAAAUACAGAAUUAUUAAUCCUUUCUGUUUAGUCUGGCAUUAUUUAGUUUUUCCUAAAGAAGGACUAUUACAUAAUUCUUAUUUUAAUGCCUGUGCAUUAAUUUACUUAGGGUCUAAAGAAAGUACAAAUUGGGAUCAAGUUAAUAGUCUAGUCACUUGCUGCUUUGUGUAUCCUACUCUUCUCCUAUGGAGCUCAGUGAGGUUUAUCCUCACAACAACCCUGUGAGGUACGUUAGGGGAGAGUCACUCUUGGAACUUCUUGGCUGAAUUGGGAUUUGAAACUGGGUUUUUCCUGUUUAAUCUUAGCCUUUUCGCUUCUCUUCCAUGCUGGUUUUGGGAUCCUGCAAGCAAGCUGAUGCAAAAGAUCUGGUCUGCAGCUUGGGAAAGCUUGACACAAUUCCCAAACAUUUCAGGGUAUAUGAAUUGUUCUACUAUGUCUAAAUCUCAGUUUAAUAAGGGCUGUUGGAAAAAUACACCAUUGUAUGCAAGAUAACACAUGUGACUGUCAACUUGUAUAUACAAUAUCGGGAAGCCAUGAUGGCCAGCAAUUUUCCCCUAUGGAAAAAUACAUACACACAUGCAGU
Molecule: messenger RNA, 1538 nt
Organism: Eublepharis macularius
Lineage: Eukaryota; Metazoa; Chordata; Lepidosauria; Squamata; Eublepharidae
Gene: TATDN3
Product: TatD DNase domain containing 3
Exons: 10
Coding region: 16-822 (268 amino acids)
Molecular function (GO): hydrolase activity, acting on ester bonds
Source: RefSeq, a predicted model, not a curated record